Messenger RNA from Durusdinium trenchii, 850 nucleotides. The record is from the annotation of a GenBank genome assembly. Lineage: Eukaryota; Dinophyceae; Suessiales; Symbiodiniaceae.
UAUAUAUAUAUAUGCAUAUGUAACAGAGACCUCCGAUUCUCCGCUAGCGGCCGAGAACCGGCUGAAGCCUCUUUUCGUCCCGUGACUCAAGGAGCGACGGGCGGUGGAAAAGCGCACGUGGUUUUCCGGCAGCGGAAGAGCGCUGGCCAUGGGGACGACGUGGAGCCGCGGCGGAAGAAAGAAAGGUCCUAAGCAGAAUUUACAGAAGCGGCUGUCCUGCAGCAUGGACGUUGUGCCCGACAUGCCGGGCGAACUAUCUUGGGGCUCCAAGCAGAAGAACAGAGUGAAGAGCACCAACAGCAGCAGCAGCAAGACAAGCCAGAGAAGCAGUGCCAACAGCCCGCAUCGGAAAGCUGUCGAGGAGCUUCCCCAAGUGAUCGGCUCCGAGCUGCAGCGGGCCACCUCCAAGAUGUCUCACUCCUCCCGAGGAGAGCCUCUUGGACGAGCAAAGCCCCGGCCGCUCCAUCAUCAAGAACAGCCACGGCUUGAGCCACCUUGCAGGAUCCGCGUCUCACCGCCGAAAGUCCGUGAGCUUCGGCCCGGAGGUGCGCGAGGAGUUCGGGCAGCUGGGUGAUUCGAUGGCAGCGACGACCGAGCUCGACCGUCAGGUCACAGAAGCUCAGAUCUUUGUGCACCCUUGCGCCAUCGACAACUGACGGAAUCCGGACUCCUUGACCAAUUUGAAGUCAAGGUAGCUAUAGGUGUGGCUGGGCCCUGAAGAACUCGGAGAACUGGGUGUUUUGUUCCUUCAUCGCUUCUCGACACGCACGGACCGUCCCCAUCUUGUCACCGUCUCCGACUCGUCGCGACUCGCCGUUUUGGACGUGCCCAGUGGUCUUGACGUGCACAG